This is a messenger RNA of Prorocentrum cordatum, 840 nucleotides long. Lineage: Eukaryota; Dinophyceae; Prorocentrales; Prorocentraceae. The record is from the annotation of a GenBank genome assembly.
AUGCAGUGGCCAGAGACGAUUGUGGUGAACGGCGUUCGCCAGAACUCGCCGUACAUUUGGCUGGAGCAGGGGAAGUUCAUGUGCAAACCCUGUGGCGUGGAGGCGAAUGGUGGCACGGUCGGCGUUGCGGCUGCACACCUCGCAUCAGGUGACUCCGACGACGAGGCCGCCACCAUCGAUGACGUGAUCGAGACCAUCGAUGGCAUCAAAAAUAACAUCAACGAGCUGCAGACUGGCCUCAACCAGCUGUCAACACAGUCGGCCAACAUGUACGAGGUUCUUUCUGUACUGGAGUUACGGGGGAAAACGGAGCAACUGGAGAAGGUGCAGACCAUGGAGUUCAGGAAGCUGCUCGCAGACACCCUUGAUGAGCAGCAUCAGGGCGUUAAUGCGGUGAAGGAGAAGAUGCAGGAGCUGAUGAAUGUGCAGCAGCCGCUGAAGGCGGAUAUGAAAACCUUGACGGACAAGGCGACGGAGCAGCAUACAGCGCAGGGGGAGUUGACGAAACAGAUGCAGGAGCUGAUGAAUGUGCAGCAGUCGCUGAAGGCGGAUAUGAAAACCUUGACGGACAAGGCGGCGGAGCAGCAUACAGCGCAGGGGGAGUUGACGAAGCAGAUGCAGGAUCUGAUGAGUGCGCAGCAGUCGCUGCAGGCGCAGAUGACAACCUUGCCUGCCCUCGCUAGCCUCGCCAACUUCGAGUCUCGACCAGCAGCGCGCACGCAGAAAAGCUGGCAGGAGGCCCAGAAGGCGGAGCGGGAUGAGGAGCUUGGAAGAGGUGCUGCAGGCGCAGCUGCGAAGCAGUCGGCGCCUGGGGUGAUGAGUCCGGCUGGCUUGCAGUAG